AUGUUAUACAGAAAAAUUAUUGUUAUGCACUUUCAUCGACGACGGAUAAUCUUUACUUCUAUGUGUAUGUGCUACUAUGUAAUUCAUGUUCAAAGAAAAGGAAAAGGAAGGCCAAUAAACAUUAAGAAGAUGGUAGUAGCCCUAGAACUAGAUCAUCAAAAUGUAGGCGGUGAUCACGCGUUGAAUGUUCUGCGGGAUGUCUUUGCAGGGCAGCUAGCGAGCGAGAAGAACUUUGCCAAGCGAGUAGGGGAGCGAAUCGACGAAUUCAACCGCAAACUUCCAGGAGGAGCAGCAGAAAAGCUUGAACUGAGGGACGAGUUGGAGAGGCAGAGGGCAUUGCGUGGAGCGCUCUAUGAGUUGAAGCAGGCGCAAAAACUCACGCAGGAAUACAGCCAGAUUGUGGCACCUGCGCAUCAAGCAGCGAAGUCCAUCAUCGUGAAAAGCGCAGAAGGCGUCGAUGAGCGUGCCGAUGGCGGCAACGCUCAAGAUCAAGGAGGAGUAGAUUCGAAAGCGUCUGGCGUCGACGGGGGUGCCGAUGGCGGCAACGCUCAAGAUCAAGGAGUAGAAGCGUCUGGCGAUUCUGCCGAAAAGAGAAAGCUGAUUGAAAAAACGAUGCCUUAUGCAACAAGGGUUCUGAACCGAAUACGCGAUCAUUUGUUAAACAUUUACGAGGAUGUACUACACGGGUUCGAUGAUGACACACACACAGACACUCCACCAAGUCCAGUAGAUCAUGAACAAGGAAAUCCAACAGCUGAUGCUUGAUGUCGUUGUGAGUGUGAAUACGACUUCUCAUGAUUAUACAUAGAAGUCGUUCAAAGUCGUGGAGGAAAUAAUGCUUCAUGCUUCAACUUCAAGCGCUAGGGCUAGUGAAAUUUCUCGUGCGAGAAGGAAU
Molecule: messenger RNA, 895 nt
Organism: Amoebophrya sp. A25
Lineage: Eukaryota; Dinophyceae; Syndiniales; Amoebophryaceae
Source: the annotation of a GenBank genome assembly